AUGGGCGCCGGUCGUCGAGGCCCUCAGGGACGGCACCCAGACGGUAGGAUCCUGCUCCGCAAGGGUGGACUGCGCGAACCCGUGUUCCGUCCGGCAGACAGCUCCUUCCUGCUGUUCCCCACCGCCUUCCACACCGAGGACGACCUCCUCCGGCCCCACGCCAAGGAGCGCUACAGAGCGGCCCUGGCAUACGACCCUCGCAGCGCCCGCCACCUGGAGCUGGCCACGGGUGCGGUGCUGACGGGGGCCUGGACCACCGCGGACCCCGCCGUCCUGCAGCUGCUGGCCGACUUCCACAUCUGGGCGCCGCGCUUCCUGGAUGCCCGGCUGAGGUGGCGGCCGCGCCAGCCCAUCACCGUCCUGGAGCUGCGCGCCUUCCGGCUGGCCACCCCCGCCCGCCUGUCCACCGCCGGCCCCGACGUCUUCGGCUGCUUCUCCUGGCUGCGCGACGCGCCCGGCGCGCCCCAGGGCUGGCUCCCCUCCAGCACCCCCGCCCUGGACGACGUGGCCUUUGCGGCGCGGCAGCUGCGCUGCCGCCGCCUCCUGUCGGCGCUCGCGGCCGACGAAAUCUGCGGGGACCUGGUGCAGCCAGGGACGCUGGGCGCGCUGUAA
This is a messenger RNA of Auxenochlorella protothecoides, 612 nucleotides long. RefSeq lists its product as hypothetical. The coding region runs from base 1 to 612 and encodes 203 amino acids. The transcript is spliced from 4 exons. The record is from RefSeq and is a predicted model, not a curated record. Lineage: Eukaryota; Viridiplantae; Chlorophyta; Trebouxiophyceae; Chlorellales; Chlorellaceae.